CGAGGGUUUACCAACUGAGCUGUGCCUGUGGUUUGCAUUGGGAACCGUACGUUGUUCAGAUAUCAUCUUUGAAAUCAAGGAAAAUGAGGUGACAUCUUUUACAUUUUAGAUCUGGCAUAAUGACAUAGACUAUGGAGAAACCAAAGGCAACUAUCGGCCCUUUCAGGGCUACGAAAUUAUGGAAUUCCAUUGUGAGCGACUUCCGAGCCGGCAUCCCCCUCAAAAGGCAUCGAUGGCGGAUGCGUUACUAUGACAACUGCUUCACCUCGACCGAGGCUGCUGAUUGGCUUCAUGAUUACCUUUGUAACAGUGAGAACUUUGGUCCCUGGGUGAUGAGAACACAGGUCAUUCUUCUCCUUGACAAGUUUGUGCAAAGUAAAAUUAUUGAAGAGGUGAAAGCCUCGAAAGGAGAUGGAACCGAGAAAGCAUCGUUUGAAGACAAUGGACACCUAUACAAAUUCUUGCCAGUAUCCCCCAUGAAGAAGCUGCGUUCAGCCCUUGCAAGUCGCAGCAGCAUCCAGAGUCUGAGCCCCAGUCCAAAGCCAAGAAAAACGGUACCCAGGACUGGCGGAGCAACCACUGCCGCCAAUCCUGCACCUCGAAGACUCACUAUGAGAGAUACAAACAUUGAUCCAAAUGCUAGGCCGAGUGGUAGGCCGAAUGGUCAAGGCUGGGCAGAAGGACAUUCCACGAGGCCUUUAGCCUUGAGAGACACUAAAGUGAACGUCCAGAUUCAUAAUGAGAAUGUGAACAGGGUCAAGGAGGUUCCUAGGUGUACGUUAGUUGCGCGACCUUUGACCCGAGAGCAAGUAGAAGAGGUUUGGAAAAGUGCAACGCUGAAUAGGCUUCAGAGAUUACUCUGGUUAUCAACACUAGAUGGUUUACUGGAUGACUCGGUCAUCAUCCCCUCAGAUAUCAUUCACAACUGCACCCACAUCAAUAAGAAUGGAGUAGUCCAACUCAUCAACAAAGAGAAUGAUCUACCGCAUUGGGUGCUAUCCGCGAUGAGAUGCCUUGCUAACUGGCCCAACAAAAUUGACUCUGAGCUUCCGAGUUAUCCUGGUUUUGAGCGAGAUGUCUUCAAGACCAUUAGUAAUUACUUCCAGAGCCUCCCUGAGCCUCUCAUUACAUACAGCAGAUACGACCUGGUGGCUGAAGCUUUUGUCAGUAUGGAAUGCAGGGAUCGGGGCAUUAUUCCUGGGCAAGAGGGCGUCACUGUCUUUACAGGUGUCCACGGAGGGCUCACUUCGUUUCAGUCCGUGGAGACGCUCAUGUUGAACAUGACCAUGGGAGGGCAGCAUUCGUCGACCAACACGCCGAACAUGGAGAGAAAGAAUCCGCAGGCAAGGAAGAGCCGCGCCGUCCGACGUAGCACCAGCUUUGGACUUGUAGAUGGAAUGCUACGGAAUGAGACGCCGCAUCUUCCGCCCAAGCAGAACAAGAGACCCAGGACGGGGUUGAACAAACAGUUCGGUAGCGUUGAUGUUAUUGGAAGUACAUGCAAUAAUGAUAUGCCUCAAGGUAAUUUGAAUUAUCACCAUGGUCGGGCUGCGAGGUCGAAUCCGCAGAGGGUUAGUAACAAGGAUGAUGACUAUGGCUUUGCCAACAUGCCACCCGCUCCACCUCCUAGACACCUAGUAGCAGAGGUGAGUUCAGUCAGCGAUCAGUCUCAAUACGACAAGACACAGUCCAUCUCACCAGACCUUGUACCCAGGAAGUGCAGCUCCCUGACCAACAUCCAAGAUGCUGGGAAGCGUGGGAUCGCCACCCGAUCAAGAACGGGAGGACUCUUUGCCUCCAAGAGGUUCGGCUCCGCCACCGAGCUAUUCAAUAAACUGGUCAAGAAGAAAUCGCCCUCUCAGGCUGGGCUCAACGACGAGGUUAAUCGUCCAACGGAGAAACCGGCCAAGAUGAGCAAAGAAAAUGUGAUGAGCAGUCAUCAGAUCAUCUCUCCUGGCAUAGCCCCGCCUCCUUCGUACCCCGUCUACACAUCGUCCCCAAUCGAGCCGGUAACUACCCAAGGCUUCCACUACAGCACCCAGAAUAUUACCUCGGACACCCAACACCACCCAAACCGCAUCAGUCCUCCAUACCCUGCCCCACUCAGAGCAACUCUAUCCUACUCAGAGAUACCCACCCAUCAAAGUUUGAUGACCCUGCCUACCCAAAGUUCGAUCACCCCUAUCAUGGGGUCAAUGCACUCUCGUAGGAGUACUUCUGACAUUCCAACUUCGACCCCUUAUGAGAAUUUAGAGCCGACAUCUCAUAAAAUCCUCCAGCGACAUGGAAGUGUUGCGAGCAUCUCAAGCCUUUACCUGAGCGAAGACAAGUCUUACUGCCAGGAAGCCCUCAGACUGUGCCUUCUCCUGCUUCCUGCGGCCCAACGGAGGGCGCUACACCUCCUACUGAGGCUCAUGAGCAAGAUGGAGCACAACAAGGAACUGUCGCUGUGCACCAGCAUGUCUACCAGGGAGCUUCUACUGGAGACGUUCACCCGCUCUAUCCUUUGCUGCGUGGAGGAGGUUGAUCUUGAUGAGUGUCUGGCAAAGAAGAUUGUUGCUUAUCUCCUUGACAACCACACAACACUCUUCAACAUCCCUCAAGAAUUGAGAACAGACAUCGAAGAGAGACUCACCUACCUCAAACGAAGUCAGAUCAAGUACGAGGCCGAUGUUGAGAACAUCCAACCGACUGGUUUCUGUGCCCAGGUUUCCUUGGAGGAGUAUGAGAAACAGAAGACAGCCAGCUCCCAGCAGGCUAUUGAAGAUCUACUCGAUAACAUCAUCACAGAUAGACAAAUGUCGGCGAAAGACAAGAAGAAGAAACUCAAACUGUUCCAGAAGGCGUAUCCUGACAUCUACCACCGUCGUCUACCAACCAGUGCAAGUGAGGCAGAACUCUUCCCCGCCAAGCCCAAGAUCAAACAACCCAUGCUUAACGUCAAGAGGUCUCUCUCAAGACUCAAACCAAUCCGAUAAUUUUCAACGUGAAUAUAGUAUGCUUCCCAUUUUGUUUAUCGUCCAAUGCAGCUUGUACCAGGCAGGUGUUUCAUAAAGCUAUUUGUAAGUUAUGAGCGACUUUACAAAAAAUGAUGCUCAUUUCUUGAGGUAAACUAGUGUGAGCACCAAUUUUCAUUGAUGUUAAUUUAAUAGCUCUUAAGAAAGGAUCAUCAGUCGUUUGUAAAGUUUUUGUAAAGUCACUCGUAACUUACAUGUACAAACAGACUUAUGAAACACAAAACCUGGAAGUGUUUCAUAAAAGCUGUUCGUAAGUUAAGAGCAACUUUAAGAACGACUGGUAAUCCUUUCUUUUGGUAAAUGGUAUAUUCGUUG
Messenger RNA from Lytechinus variegatus (green sea urchin), 3332 nucleotides. RefSeq names its product DEP domain-containing protein 1B-like. The record is from RefSeq and is a predicted model, not a curated record. NCBI's taxonomy places the organism in Eukaryota, Metazoa, Echinodermata, Echinoidea, Temnopleuroida, Toxopneustidae. Bases 132 to 2978 code for a protein of 948 amino acids. The transcript has 10 exons. Gene Ontology annotation, biological process: intracellular signal transduction.